GCGCAGGACUCGGGCCCCUGGGGCAUCUGGGGCACGCAGUCGCCCUGCUCUCGCUCCUGUGGCGGCGGCGUGGCCUUCCAGGUCCGGCGCUGCCAGGACGAGAGGCCAGAUGGCUCGUCGUCUUGCACUGGACCAAACAAGCAGUAUAUCUCCUGCAACAUUGAGCCCUGUCCCGGAGGGUCCGGUGACUUGAGGGAGGAGCAGUGCACCGAGUUCGACAGGCUGCCAUUUGAAGGACGCUACUACAAGUGGAUACCGUACCUGAAGGCGCCGAACCAGUGCGAGCUCAACUGUCAGCCGCAGGGCGAGCGCUUCUACUACCGGCACAAGAGGAGGGUCAUCGACGGCACCAGCUGCGGGCCCGAGGGCCUCGACGUCUGCGUCGACGGACAGUGCAUGCAAGUGGGCUGCGACCGCAUGCUGGGCUCCACCGUGAAGGAGGACAGGUGCCGCGUGUGCGGCGGCGACGGCUCCGACUGCUACACCGCCCACGGCGUCUUCGACGCCGAGAACCUGCAGUCGGGCUACAACGACAUCCUGCUCAUUCCAAAGGGGGCCACGAACAUCAUCAUCGAGGAGAUCAAGGCAACGAACAACUAUCUAGCUAUCCGGAAUUCGACUGGUCAUUACUACCUGAACGGCAACUGGCGGAUCGACUACCCCACCACCAUGGAGUUCGCGGGCGGCAAGGUCCACUACGAGCGGAGGCCACUGGGCUUCUUCUCCCCAGAGACCGUGCGCGCCCUCGGCCCCACCAGCGAAGCCCUCUACGUGGUGCUGCUGUACCAGGAGCGUAACGCCGGCAUCCGGUACGAGUACAGCGUGCCGCGGACGGUGGCGGACGCCGGCAGCUCCGAGUACUCGUGGGUGACGUCCGCCUGGUCGCCCUGCUCCGAACAGUGCGGCGGAGGCAGCCACAGCCGCCAGCUGAGCUGCAUCAGGAAGCAGGACAUGCGGGAGGUGUCGCCCGACCUCUGCGACCUCCUGACCAAGCCCGAGGAGACCGAGAGCUGCAACCAGCAGCCCUGCCAGGCCAGCUGGAAGGUGGGCGAGUGGUCGGCCUGCUCGGCCGGCUGCGGCGCCGGCGGCGUCCAGUACCGCCAGGUCACCUGCGAGCAGAAGGUGCAGGAGUCCGUCAAGGCCGUGGUCGACGACGACCUGUGCGCGCGCACGCUGGGCACCCGGCCGGCGCACAUGCAGGAGUGCAACACCGACACGUCCGCCUGCCCCACCUUCCACGUCGGCGACUGGUCACCGUGUGGCAGUCUGUGCGGGGAGGACGAGAAGAGUCGCCAGGUACUGUGCCACCGCGUCACUGACACCAAGACAGAGCUUCUGGACGCUGCCGAGUGCGAGGGUGACAUGCCGAACGCCACUGAGCCCUGCAUGCUCAGACCCUGCGAGGGCGUCGACUGGAUCGCGUCCAGCUGGAGCGGGUGCGAGGAGAAGUGUGGCCUUGUGACGGAGACCAGGAGUGUGCAGUGCGUCAACAUGGAGGGCAAGGUGUACGCGGACGAAUACUGCCAGAGCGGCCGCCGGCCGGAGACCGAGCAGGAGUGCCUGACCACCACCGUCUGCCCGCACAGCUGGUAUGCCACCCAGUGGAGUGAGUGUUCGUCCUCGUGCGGACCGGGCGUGCAGACGCGCCGCGUGUUCUGCGCCUCCGUCAACGACGACGGCCUGAUCGUGCCCGGCGACGACGACCAGUGCGACCCUGCCAAGAAGUACGAGGCCUCGCAGCCGUGCGAGGGCGCUGAGGGCAACUGCGACGCCAGCUGGAUGUCCGGCCCCUGGGGACCGUGCUCCAAGUCUUGUGAGAAGGGCUCGCAGUCGCGCGAGGUGUUCUGCACGGACGGGCAGGAGAGGGUCGACAUCACGCUCUGCGACGACAAGCAGAUACCGUUCGCCCUGCAGGAAUGCAACGACAUGGAAUGCGACGCUGCAGAGGAACUGAAGCAGCUGAAGGAGUUGGCGUCGCUGGCCUUCGACCCAAGUGCUCUGGACGACGAGUGUCCGUUGGACGGGGAAUUCGGACUGGACUUCCUGGGCAGCGGAUCGGGCGACGGGUCCGGAGACAUCUUUGGUUCCGGUGACGAGCUGGAUGUCAGUUUCAACGACCUGCUCGGCCGCGCCCUGGACGCUCAGGCUGCUGAUAGGGAGAAGGACUCCGAAGAGGCGUCGGGCAUGGAGGAUGCUUCAGAAGAAAAGGACUCAAAAUCGUCCGAAGAGGACUCCAGCUCGUCCGAGGAGGACUCGAGCUCGUCUGAGGAGAGAUCGGGCUCGUCCGAAGAGGAGUCUGGCAUGGGAGAGGAUAUGUCGGGGGCAAUGCCGGAGGAUAUGUCUGGAGAGAUGCAGGAUGUUAUGCCUGGGGAGGUGUCAGAGGAGACCUCUGGAGAUACUUCAGGAGAUAUGGCCGAAGGGAUCGAGGACAUGUCGGGCGAGGCACCUGUUGACGGCUCGUCUGAGGGCUCCGGCGAAAUGGGCAUGAAUACGUCUGAGGAAGCGCUGAACGCGUCUGGCGAGUUUUCUGGUGACGCGUCCGGUGAUUUCGAGGAAAUUUCCGGAGCAGAGUCUGGCGAUUCGGUGGAGGAGAUGUCAUCCGGUGAUUCGGAUGGUAAGCUGCCAGCCUCGGCCACUGAAGAGUCCCGUGUUAAACGCCAGGUGUCUGGCGCUCCGGCACCAGACACGCCACCUGAGGUCGAGGCUGGCGAUGACCUGUCUGGAGACAUGUCCGGAGACAUGUCCGGAGACAUGUCCGGAGACAUAUCCGGGGAUGUGUUGGGAGAAGCGUCUGGUGACUUGUCGGACUUCAUGUCUGGAGAUAUGUCCGGAGACAUGUCUGGGGAUGAUGGUUCAGGAGAAGAUACGAUUGGGUCAGGAGAGGUGUCUGGAGACCUCCUUGACGACGAUGGCAUCAGCGGAGAAAUGACGGGCAGUGGCGAAGGCAGUGGGGACAUGAUGGAAAGCGGAGACAUGAUGGAAAGUGGGGACAUGAUUGGAAAGCGGAGACAUGAUGGAAACGGAGACAUGAGCGGAGAGGAUGAAGAAAGCGGGGACGCGAGUGGAGAUGACAUGAUGCAGAGUGGAGAAAUGCCAGUGUCCGGAGAUGACAUUGAUGAGCAGACAAGCGGGGAGGACGAGUCGGGCUCCGCUGUGGACUCGGACGAAAGCGGAGACCUUCCGGAUGAUUCGCCGGAGGAGAGCAGCGAGGAGGAGGGAUCCUCCGACAAAAAAGACGACGACAUGAUGAUGGGCUCUGGAGACAUAUCGGGAGAAGGCUCAGCGGAUGCCUCAGGAUCUGGAGACUUUGACGACCUUGAGCUUCUGCCACGCUUCGGUGAGAAGGAGGAGCAAAAGUCCAAGAAGAAGUGCGUGCCUCGGCCUGUUCGCAUCCUGUGCGAGGCGACCGACUUCGGGUGCUGCCCGGAUGGGCUGACUGCCGCCGCCGGCCCCUUCCUCAAGGACUGCCCGCCGCUGGACAACUGCCAGAAGACCAAGUUCGGCUGCUGUCCGGACCGCGUGACGCCAGCACAGUCGGAGGACGAGAGCGAGUGUCCGCCGGUGGCCGACUGCAGCCGCUCGCUGUUCGGCUGCUGCCCUGACGAGUUCAGCGAACUCUCCGGGCCCGAGGCAGACAACUGUCCCAACGUCACCCGAGAGUGCGAGAUCAGCAAGUUCGGAUGCUGCUCCGAGUCGGACGACCCAGCUGAGGGUCCGUUCGACAAGGGCUGCCCGGAGAAGGACACCGAGGCGCCGGCUGUCGAUGAUGAGGACAAGAAAAUGGAUGACGCCAAAAACUGCACAGACACACCGCACGGCUGCUGCGCGGACGGCACCACGGCCGCGUCUGGCCCCAACGGCGAGGGAUGUCCGGCAGCCUGCCUCAGCUCCGAGUUCGGCUGCUGUCCCAACGGCUUCUACCCGGCGCACGGCCCCAACCAGGAGGGCUGCUGCCUCAACACCAAGUUCGGCUGCUGUCCCGACAAUAUCACGCCGGCCAGUGGGACGGAUCUGGAGGGCUGCGGCUGCGAGUACUCGGCGUUCGGCUGCUGCCCCGACAACCGGACGUUGGCGCGCGGCGAGGCGCUGGAGGGCUGCGGCUGCCGCUACACCGAGCACGGCUGCUGUCCGGACGGCUACACGCCGGCUGCCGGGCCCGACAGCCUCGGCUGCGGUUGCCACACCUUCCCAUACGGCUGCUGCCCCGACGGCCAGACCGUCGCUCGUGGCCCCAACCAGGAGGAGUGCGGCUGCGACUACGCCGAGUUCGCUUGCUGUCCGGACCGACGCACGCAAGCCAGCGGGCCGGGCUACGCCGGCUGCGGCUGCGAGUCGUACCCGUACGGCUGCUGUCCGGACGGGCGAAACGAGGCCACCGGACCCAAGUUCGAAGGCUGCGACGACAAACCCAAGGAGCCGGCAGAGAUCUGCGGCAUGCCCAAGGAGCGUGGCUCCUGCCGCAACUUCACCGUGCGCUGGUUCUUCGACAUGGAGUACGGCGGCUGCUCGCGCUUCUGGUUCGGCGGCUGCGACGGCAAUGACAACAGCUUUGAGACUCAGGAGGACUGCAAGGCACUCUGCGUGGAGCCCGAAGGCAUGGAGGCGUGCCAGCUGCCGGUGGUGAAGGGCGCCUGUGACGGCUACUAUCCGUCUUGGUACUACAACCGCGAGCGCAGCCGGUGCGAGCCGUUCGUCUACGGCGGCUGUCUGGGCAACGGCAAUCGUUUCGCCACGGUCGAGGAGUGCGAGAACGUCUGCGUCGUGCCUGACACCCUGGAUCCGUGCGAACAACAGGUCAUGCCUGGGCCGUGCCAGGGCAACAUCUCGCGCUGGCACUUCGACAAGGAGUCUUCCUCGUGCAAGGAGUUCAUCUACGGAGGGUGCAAGGCCAAUGAGAACAACUUCCUCACCAAGGAGGAGUGCACGCACCGUUGCGCCAGGGCCGGCCGGAAAGCCAUCUGCUCCCAGCCGCGUGCCGAGGGCUCGUGCGGAGAGUCGCUGCCGCGCUGGUACUUCGACUACCAGGAGAGCCGCUGCUCGCCGUUCUACUACACCGGCUGCGGCGGCAGUCUGAACCAGUUCGACAGCGAGGAGGAGUGCGAGGAGUCGUGCCCCUCACACGUCUACGCGGCCGAGGCCUGCACGGAGAAGCAGGACCCAGGUCCCUGCGCCAACUACACCAUCCGCUACUCGUACGACCUGCAGGACGGCCGCUGCAAGCCGUUCUACUACGGCGGCUGCGACGGCAACCGGAACAACUUCCGCUCGGAUGAGGAGUGCCGCGACAAGUGCGAGGUCCGCAAGAUCGAGACGGAGCGACCCCAGUUCCGCACGGAGUCGUGUUUCCUGCCGGGCGACGCCGGCUCGUGCGGCACCGCCUCCUCCCCCGAGGCGCUCUGGUACUACGACGCUCGGGUGGGCGUCUGCACCCAGUUCCUCUACAGCGGCUGCGGCGGCAACGAAAACCGGUUCCGGACGCGCGACGAGUGCCGCCAGCGCUGCGGCGCGGCUCAGGAUGUUUGCACCCUGCCGCGUGUGGUGGGCCGCUGCUCCGGCUCCCUGCGCCAGUACUACUUCGACGCGCAGCGCGGCCGCUGCCUCGAGUUCGACUACAGCGGCUGUGAAGGCAACGACAACAAGUUUGACAGCCUGCAGGAGUGCGCGAGUCGCUGCGGUGGCCCUGCGGAGGAGCCGCGGCCCGAGCCCGAGCUAGAGACGAGGGACAGACGGCCCGAGCAGGCCACGCCGCCGCCCGAACAGAGGCCCGAGACGAGGGACAGACGGCCCGAACAGGCCACGCCGGCUCCCGAACAGAGGCCGGAGACGAGGGGCAGACGGCCCGAGCAGGCCACGCCAGCUCCCGAACAGAGGCCGGAGCAGGAGCAAGAUCUGCCGCCGGUGUGUGCCCAGCGGUACGACCCGGGCCCGUGUCGGACGCCCGUCAGCGCCUGGUUCUACAGCGCCGACAUGAAGCUGUGCAGGCAGUUCACGUACGGCGGCUGCCGCGGCAACGACAACAAGUUUGUCAGCCAGGAGCAGUGCAAGCGCACGUGCGCUGAGUACCGCGGACAGGACGCCUGCAGCAUCCCACCGUCCCCGGGCGACUGCGGCGGCAGCGAGACCAAGUGGUACUUCGACUACCGCGACGACACCUGCCGGCCCUUCGUCUACACCGGCUGCGGUGGCAACGUCAACAGGUUCUCCACGGAAGAGGAAUGUCAAUCACUCUGCGUAGACGGCAGCGAGCAGAUGGUUCCAGAUCUGGAGUCUGAGAAGGAUACAAGCAUGAUCGAAACAAAGGCCGGACCGCCACCAGAAGCCAGCACUCCGAGAGUCCGAUCGCAACGACGGCGGCCCCCACGGAGGAGGCGGCCCCCCAACCGGUCACCACCGGCGCCCCGGUCGACUGCUCGCCCCACCAGCAGCAGUGUCAGACGCUGCGGUGUCCGUUCGGUGUGGAGCGGCGCACGGACGAUCAGCAGUGCGAGCGCUGCUUCUGCUUCAACCCAUGCCGCGAGGUGCGCUGCGGUGCCGGUUACCGCUGCGCCAUCUCCUACGGACGCGACGAGGAGGGUGGUCUGCUCGUCAGCGCCGUCUGCCGUCCCGGAAACAAGACUGGCGAAUGCACAUCACCGAACACAGUGGAUGAAUGCGGCGAUGCCAGAGACGGCUGCAGGGACUGAUGCAGAUUGCCGGAACAACCUCAAGUGCUGCUCGGACGGCUGCUCCCUGCGCUGUCUGCCGCCGGACGGUGAGACGGAGGUCAUCGUCAAGGAGACCAGCGUCCUGCCCUCCACCACCACCACCAUGACCCCGGUUACCGAAGCAGAGGCGACUGACAUGUGGCCCGAUGCCACGUUCAUGCCCACCGAGCUGCCAUACCCGGUGCCAACUGCUGCUACGCAGCGGCCUUACCCGACGUACCCACCGUACCCGACGUACCCGCCGAGCCCCAGGCCUCCUGUACAGCCCCCCAGGGGCCGGGAAGGGUCUCCAGCCCGCAUCGUUCAGUCGGAGCCCGAGGUGGAAGUUCACGAGGGAGAGCUGGCUGUUCUGAGCUGCAUCGCGCAGGGCGAGCCAGAGCCAGUCAUCACCUGGACUCACGGUGCCAGGAGGGUGGACACGAGCCGCGGCCGAUUCCGUCUCGAGAGGAACGGCACGCUGGUGAUCGUGGGCGUCGAGCGGGACGACGGCGGCGAGUACACGUGCACAGCCGACAACGGCCUGGCUGCGCCCGCCCGCACGACCGUCGCGGUCAACGUGCUCGACCCGGUGCCGCGGCAGGCGGACGUUCUGCGGCCACCACCCGAUGACCAGCCGGUGGUGGAGCUUGGCGGCCCGGCCAUCAUCCGCUGCUACUCGUACGGCUGGCCGCGACCGUCAGUCACUUGGUGGCGCGACCAGCGCAUGCUGCCGCUCUCCUCUGAGCGCGUGGAGCAGAGUCGCGACCACACGCUGGUGCUGCGGCUGGUGCGGCUGCAGGACCUGGGCACCUACACGUGCCAGGCGUACAACGGACAGGGUCGCGCCGUCUCCUGGUCCACCCAGCUGCGCGCCUACGGACCGGUGUUCACCAGCGAUCGCUCCGAGGACCAGCCGUUCCUGCAGUUCCUAGUGACGCGGAAGCAGCCGAGCCAGCCGCCCACACGCCCGCCGGCCGUCGAACCUACGCGCUUCCCGGCCCGCCGGCCCGGCGAGCAACCCUACUACCCCGACUACGCCACCCGGCCCACGCGGCCCACCAUUACCGACGUCACACCCCAGAGGGUGGCCGUGCGGGCGUCCAUUAACCUGACGGAGACCAUGUUCGCGCCGGGUGUCGACAUCCGCAUCCCCUGCGAGACGUCCGGCUACCCGGAGCCGCGCAUCACCUGGUACAAGGACAGCGUGCUUGUGCAGCCCGCCCAGCGGCUCCGCAUCCAAGGCAACGAUCUCCUUGUCCUGAGGUCGGAGCCGUCUGACACCGGUGUCUACCGAUGUGAGGUGGAUAACGAGUUCAGCACCGCCGAAAGCAGCGUUAGCAUCGUCGUCGAGGGCACCUACGUUCAUCCCAACUGUACGGACAACCCGUUCUUCGCCAACUGCAAGCUGAUCGUGUCAGCGCGGUACUGCGCCAACCAGUACUACGCGCGCUUCUGCUGCCGCUCGUGCACGCUGGCGGGCCAGCUGCCCUCUACCGGACGGCACCUCAACUAUCCGCCGGCUGACGGCCGCGUCUAGCGACCUCCAUGGGCCGAAUACGAACUACAGUUGCGGACGGUCGUCG
Messenger RNA from Pollicipes pollicipes, 8266 nucleotides. RefSeq names its product papilin-like. NCBI's taxonomy places the organism in Eukaryota, Metazoa, Arthropoda, Thecostraca, Pollicipedomorpha, Pollicipedidae. The record is from RefSeq and is a predicted model, not a curated record. Gene Ontology annotation, molecular function: metalloendopeptidase activity; serine-type endopeptidase inhibitor activity. Gene Ontology annotation, biological process: extracellular matrix organization; proteolysis. Gene Ontology annotation, cellular component: extracellular matrix.